Messenger RNA from Paralichthys olivaceus (Japanese flounder), 1026 nucleotides. RefSeq names its product calcium binding protein 2b (gene cabp2b). The record is from RefSeq and is a predicted model, not a curated record. NCBI's taxonomy places the organism in Eukaryota, Metazoa, Chordata, Actinopteri, Pleuronectiformes, Paralichthyidae. Gene Ontology annotation, cellular component: cytoplasm. Gene Ontology annotation, biological process: regulation of voltage-gated calcium channel activity. Gene Ontology annotation, molecular function: calcium ion binding; calcium channel regulator activity.
GAGAGAGAGGCUGCAUCUGCCUGUGACACCGAGAUGUUCAUGAUCAUUCGAGAGCCGUCCGCCACAGGAGGCGGUCCUGCAGCGAUGAGCGCCCCACAAGAGAGGAGCGCAAAACAGGUGCAGGCUGCCAUCAAGAAGAAGAUGCAGAAGCAGAGGAAGCGGACCAACGAGCAGGGAGGAGGAGGCGGUGGAGGAGAUCAGGCUGCUCCUCCUCAGCCUGCCCGCCGUCAGAAAUCCAGUCAGGUCUCUCAGAUGACCCUGACGACAGAGGACAGAGAGUCGCUGGAGGAGAGGCUGGAGGAGAUGAUGGAGGGUCGACAGAGGAGAGAGAAGGACAAAGAGAAGGUGGCGGAGCACGUCGACCUGCUGCCCAUAGUGGACUCUGUGUUUGGACAGGACCGAGAGCUGAGACCAGAAGAGCUUGAUGAGCUGCGUGAGGCAUUUGUGGAGUUUGACAAGAAUAAAGACGGCUACAUCAGUCAUAAAGACCUGGGCGAGUGCAUGAGGACCAUGGGAUACAUGCCCACAGAGAUGGAGCUCAUCGAGCUGAGCCAGCAGAUCUGUGGAGGUAAAGUGGACUUUGAAGACUUUGUGGAGCUGAUGGGACCUAAGAUGCUGGCAGAGACAGCAGACAUGAUUGGAGUCAAAGAACUGCGAGAUGCAUUCAAAGAGUUCGACUCUAACGGUGAUGGCCAGAUCAGUUUAAUGGAGCUGCGUGAGGCCAUGAAGAAGCUGAUGGGAGAACAGGUGACCAACAGAGAGAUCAACGAGAUCCUCCAAGAUGUCGACCUCAACGGAGAUGGUCUGGUGGACUUUGAGGAGUUUGUGCGAAUGAUGUCCCGCUGACAUGUUCAGCUGCCCACAUGUCCGACGGAGAGACAACCAUUAUGCAACUGCUGGAAGAGAGAACAUGCACGACAUGUGCACAUUCUUCAUCUGCUCUCAAGAGUAUUGCAUCUAAAACUAUAUUUUUAUAUGGAAUAAAGGAAAAAAAACUGCACAAACAUUUAGCAUUAUAGCAGCUGU